Ramularia collo-cygni is the source of this 2469-nucleotide messenger RNA. Its product is annotated as related to C6 transcription factor Prf. The record is from RefSeq and is a predicted model, not a curated record. NCBI's taxonomy places the organism in Eukaryota, Fungi, Ascomycota, Dothideomycetes, Mycosphaerellales, Mycosphaerellaceae. Gene Ontology annotation, biological process: regulation of DNA-templated transcription; DNA-templated transcription. Gene Ontology annotation, molecular function: zinc ion binding; DNA binding; DNA-binding transcription factor activity, RNA polymerase II-specific. Gene Ontology annotation, cellular component: nucleus. The transcript is spliced from 5 exons. Bases 1 to 2469 code for a protein of 822 amino acids.
AUGGAUGACACAAGAGGCGAAUCUCCGGGUGAGGAUUACUUCAACGACCUCUCGCAGCAAGUUACCAACAACUCCAAUGGACGAAAGGAUUCCGACGAGAAUGUACAGGCCCCCUCGAAAGCCAAGCGAUGUGCAGCUUGUACUCUUUGCCGCAGGAGGAAGCUCAAAUGUGACGGAGCGAAGCCUGCCUGUUCCACUUGUUCGCGAUUAAAGCAUUUCUGCUCGUAUGACGAGGUGCGAAAGAAGAGUGGUCCGAAGAGAGGCUAUGUAAAGCUUUUGGAAGCCAGAUUGGCGCAAGUCGAGACGUUGCUGAAGAAAGGUGAUCCGCCAGCGGUGACCAGCACUGAGAGGAGCGACCGUCCGUCAAAUGAGAGCAAUGAUAUUGUACUUCCCGCCGUGUAUCCCGUUGACGGGCCACAAUAUGAGAUGCCGGCGCAAGCAAUGCCGUUUCUGUCUACAUCCGCCUCGGAUAUCUUUGGCGACGGCACUGUUCCUGCAGAAGAAACAUAUCCAUGGGAAUUGAUCUCCUUGGGUCUUGAUGAGCCUCUGCCCAUUCAGUCGGUCGUCGACGAGCUCAAUCAGAUAUAUUUCGAGAAGUUCCACACCUCGCUGCCAAUGAUGCAUCGACCACGAUAUUACGCGGCGAUGCAUUUAGCACCCCAUACAAGACCUCCAGUCUGUUUGCGAUACGCCAUGUGGUGUAAUGCUGCAGCCCUAACAGACAAGUACGAAGGCGUCAAAGAACAUUUCUACCAUCGUGCUCGCAAGUAUAUUCAACAGGACGAGAUGAAAGGUCAUGGCGAGAGCAUGCUCACAGUAGCACAUGUCCAAACAUGGGUCCUGCUCGCGACGUACGAGUUCAAGAACAUGUAUUUCCCGCGAGCUUGGAUGUCUUCUGGUAGAGCUUCUCGCAUGGCGCACAUGAUGGGCUUGAACCGACUGGAUGUAGCAACCAUGCAAGUCAAGCAAUGCUUACCUCAAGUGAGGGAUUGGACCGAGCAAGAGGAACGAAGACGAACUUUCUGGGCGUGCUUUUGCGUUGAUCGGUACUCUUCGAUCGGAACGGGAUGGCCCAUGUCGAUUGAAGAAGUUGACAUCAAGACCAGAAUGCCCGGCAGUGAGGAAGCGUUUGACAUGACCAAGCCGGAGAGUAAGCCAUUCCUCGAGGAUGCUCUUGAGCCGUCUGGACCAGCAGAUCUUUCGAGCUUUGGAGGUGUCGUGCUCAUGGCAUGUCUGUUCGGCCGCAAUCUUACCCACCUCCAUCGACCUGGUCCGAGGGAUCAGGACGAUGACUUGAACGGAGAAUUCUGGACACGACAUCGAGAUUUGGACUCAAUCUUGCUCAACACAUCACUGUCGAUACCUGAUCAGGUACGACUGCCGAUGGGAUUGAAUAAUCCCAACAUAGUCUUUCUUAAUAUGAACAUCCAUACUUCGACAAUCUGCUUGCAUCAGGCGGCUAUAUACAAAGCAGACAACCAUAAGAAUCGCAUUCCUGCUCGCAUCUCUGCUGAGAGCAAGGUUCGCUGCUUAACGGCAGCGGCGGAGACUGCAAGUAUCAUGCGCACGAUCAGUCAUCUUGAUCUGUCCGCUAUGAAUCCGUUCUUGUCAUUCUGUCUAUACGUCGCGGCUCGGGUCUUCGUACAGUAUUUAAGAUCAAGACCCAACGACCACCAAGUCGGGGYAUCGCUGCGAUUCCUUCUGUCUGCCAUGCACGCGAUCAAACGCAAGAAUCCACUGACCGAAUCAUUCUUGGUACAGUUGGACGUCGAUUUGGAGAGUGCCGCGCUGGAUGAUCUUCGAGUCCAGCAGAAGAGCAAAUCGGCAAUAUUCGACGAUUUCUCCGAAGAUUGUGCCAUAAACGGACUAUUGCCAAUGGAAGGUGGCGGCCCACCUACCUACGGAGACCAAGGUCUAGCAGCAUUCAACAGCCCAACCCAAAACAUCAUCGAUCCAAGUGAUGCCACGGCCAAUUCGGAUGGCGCAGGACAGAUGAAUGGCAGUACAAAUCUCGGCACGACACAUUUGAACGUACCAUGCCGACAGCGAAUGUCUGAGGCGUUCAUCUUUGAGAUGGAUACAGGUCCAGAGACGAACAAAGGCGAUCAGCAAGCUUCCGGCUCCAACUCACGGAAGGGAAGAUCCUCACAUGCGUCUAGUACAACAUACUCGCCACAACAGCAACUUCAGGUGGACCCCAUGUUCGAUCCUGCGUUCCCAGCUUCAAGAUAUAGUCUGCAAGGUGUGCAGCAACCUGGUGGAGCUUUCAUCGCGCCACACGAUUGGGGCAGCGAAGUCCAGGGCGUUCCUGACGCUGUGGCGCAGGGGAGUGGAUUUAGCACCUUGAUUGGUGGUGGUGAUAUGGGAGAUGUUAUGGCCGGUAUGUCUGAUGCUGAGUGGAAUUCUGUGAUGGAGUCUAUGGGUGGGUGGGACAGUGGACUGGAUCAGGGUUCGAUGCAUGUGUUGUGA